UAGCAGAAGAGGACUGGGGCAGAAGGCACCAUGAGUGGUGGCCCCGUAGGAGGCAGGCCUGGGGGUCGAGGGGGACCAGCAGUUCAGCAAAACAUUCCUUCCAACCUCCUCCAGGACCAUGAGAACCAGCGACUCUUUGAGCUGCUUGGCCGAAAAUGCUGGACACUGGCCACUGCAGUUGUUCAGCUGUACCUGGCACUGCCCCCUGGAGCUGAGCACUGGACCAUGGAACACUGUGGGGCUGUGUGCUUCGUGAAAGACAACCCUCAGAAGUCCUACUUCAUCCGCCUUUAUGGUCUUCAGGCUGGUCGGCUGCUCUGGGAACAGGAGCUGUACUCACAGCUGGUCUACUUCACUCCCACCCCCUUCUUCCACACCUUUGCUGGAGAUGACUGCCAAGUAGGACUGAACUUUGCGGAUGAGAGUGAAGCCCAGGCCUUCCGGUCCUUGGUGCAGGAGAAGAUACAAAAAAGGAAUCAGAGGCAAAGUGGAGAAAGACGCCAGCUGCCACCACCACCAGCACCGACCAAUGAAGAGAGAAGAGGAGGGCUCCCACCUCUGCCCCCGCAUCCAGGUGGAGACCAUGGGGGCCCAUCAGGUCCACUAUCUCUAGGACUUGUGACAGUCGACAUUCAGAACCCUGACAUCACAAGUUCACGAUACCGUGGGCUCCCUGCUCCGGGCCCUGGCCCAGCUGAUAAGAAACGCUCAGGGAAAAAGAAGAUCAGUAAAGCUGAUAUUGGGGCGCCGAGUGGAUUCAAACAUGUCAGCCACGUGGGCUGGGAUCCCCAGAAUGGAUUUGACGUGAACAACCUUGACCCAGAUCUGCGGAGCCUGUUCUCCAGGGCAGGAAUCAGCGAGGCCCAACUCACUGAUGCGGAGACUUCCAAGCUAAUCUAUGACUUCAUUGAGAAUCAGGGUGGGAUAGAGGCUGUCCGGCAGGAGAUGAGGCGCCAGGAGCCACUCCCCCCACCGCCGCCACCUUGCAGAGGAGGAGGGAGCCAACCUCUGCGACCUCCUACUGUGGGGAAUAAUAAGGGUCGUUGUGGUCCACUGCCCCCUGUACCUGUGGGGGGUACCCCCUCCCCACCAACACCCCGGGGGCCACCACCCCCAGGCCGAGGGGGCCCUCCACCACCACCCCCUCCAGCCACAGGACGAUCUGGACCGCCACCUCCUCCACUCCCUGGAGCUGGGGGACCACCAGUGCCACCACCACCACCGCCGCCGCCACCACCACCUCCACCCAGUACUGGGAGUGGGCCAGCCCCUCCCCCGCUCCCACCUACUCCGCCGUCUGCGGGAGGGCCCGCACCUGGUGGGGGCCGGGGCGCACUUUUGGAUCAAAUUCGGCAGGGAAUUCAGCUCAACAAGACCCCUGGAGCUCUAGAGAACUCCGUCCAGCAACCUCCACCUCAGAGGUCAGAGGGCCUCGUGGGUGCCCUGAUGCACGUGAUGCAGAAGAGGAGUAGGGUCAUCCAUUCCUCAGACGAAGGAGAGGAUCAGACCGGCGAGGAUGAAGAGGAUGACGAGUGGGAUGACUAAGGCCACCGUGCUCCUUCCUGAAGGCCGGUCCCUCUAACUCUUCCAUCACUCUGCCUGCUCUACUAUCCAGAUCCCUAUCCACUGACUGUUAGCUUCCAGAUUCAGCUGCGGCUGAGCCUCAUAGCCCCUCUAAACUCAGCAUCCCUUCUUAGACAAAAGAUUUCAGUUCUCAUC
Microtus oregoni (creeping vole) is the source of this 1719-nucleotide messenger RNA. Its product is annotated as wiskott-Aldrich syndrome protein homolog. Bases 31 to 1545 code for a protein of 504 amino acids. Gene Ontology annotation, cellular component: cytoplasm. The record is from RefSeq and is a predicted model, not a curated record. Gene Ontology annotation, biological process: actin filament organization. The transcript has 12 exons. Gene Ontology annotation, molecular function: microtubule binding; actin binding. Lineage: Eukaryota; Metazoa; Chordata; Mammalia; Rodentia; Cricetidae.